Acanthisitta chloris (rifleman) is the source of this 947-nucleotide messenger RNA. Its product is annotated as kin of IRRE-like protein 1. Gene Ontology annotation, molecular function: cell adhesion molecule binding. Lineage: Eukaryota; Metazoa; Chordata; Aves; Passeriformes; Acanthisittidae. The record is from RefSeq and is a predicted model, not a curated record. Gene Ontology annotation, biological process: cell-cell adhesion. Gene Ontology annotation, cellular component: cell-cell junction.
UCCCCCCUGAGGACCCCACGAUCGACGGAGCCCCCGAGAUCUUGCUGCGAGCGGGGACACCCUACAACCUGACGUGCCGCGCGCGCAGCGCCAAACCCGCGGCCACCAUCGUCUGGUUCCGCGACGGGCUCCAGCAGGAGGGAGCUGUCACCAGCACGGAGGUGCUGGCUGAUGGCAAGAGGGAGACGACCACCAGCCAACUUGCCAUCAACCCCACGGACCUGGACAUCGGGAGGGUGUUCUCCUGCCGCAGCACCAACGAUGCCAUCCCGGCGGGCAAGGAGACCUUUGUCAAGCUCAACGUUCACCAUCCCCCGACUGUCACCCUGUCCAUCCAGCCCCAGACGGUGCAGGAGGGCGAGAGGGUCGUGUUCACCUGCAUGGCAACUGCCAACCCCGAGAUCAAAGGCUACAGGUGGCCCAAGGGGGGGGUGAUCAUCGAGGACGCCAAGGAGAACAGGUACGACACGCAGGUGGAUUACACCUUCUUCACGGAGCCCGUGUCCUGCGAGGUGCACAACGACAUCGGCAGCACCAACGUCAGCACCCUGGUGGAUGUGCACUCACCCCCAGCUCUGCUCCUCACUGCUUCCCCCCUCCCUACAGACAUCGGCUCCGACGUGACGCUGACCUGUGUGUGGUCUGGCAACCCACCCCUCACCCUCACCUGGACCAAGAAGGAGUCCAACAUGGAUGUGGCCAGCAGCCACCCGUGCCACCCGUCCCCAGGCCGCAAGGACGUGACCCUGCGCAAGUUGGACAUCAAGGUGGAGACGGUGAACCGGGAGCCGCUGACGCUGCACGCUGACCGCGAGGAGGACACAGCCAGUGUGUCCACGGCCACACGGGUCAUGAAGGCCAUCUACUCGUCGUUCAAGGACGAUGUGGACUUGAAGCAGGAUCUGCGCUGUGACACCAUCGACACCCGCGAGGAGUACGAGCUCAAG